AUGUUCAGUCUGAAGAUGCUUCCACUUCUGCUGUUACUCCACGUGCAGCUUUCCAAGGUCUUUCUAGUACAUUCUGAAUUCCUAGAAGAGAAAACUACAAAAAUUGUUCAGAAUUACCUAGAAAAGUUCUACCAAUUACCAAGGUACAAAUAUCAGUCUGAAAGGAAGAACAGCGCUAGUGUGAUUGUUGAGAAGCUUAAAGAAAUGCAGCAAUUCUUUGGGCUGAACAUAACAGGGAAGCCAAAUGAGGAAACCUUGGAGAUCAUGGGAAAGCCUCGCUGUGGAGUGCCCGAUACUGGCAAUUUUAUGAUAACUCCAGGAAACCCCAAGUGGAAACAAACUAAUCUGACCUACAGGAUUAUUAACUAUACCCCAGACUUGUCAGAGGCUGAAGUGGAAACAGCUCUUGAGAAAGCCUUUAAACUCUGGAGUCGCGUGUCACCCCUGAACUUCACCAAGACCUCACAGGAAGAAGCAGAUAUCAAGAUUGCCUUUCUCCAAGGAGAUCAUGGGGACAAUUCUCCAUUUGAUGGACCCAAUGGGAUCCUUGCUCAUGCCUUUCAGCCAGGCCCAGGUAUUGGAGGAGAUGUUCAUUUUGAUGCAGAAGAAACAUGGACCAAAACCUCCAGAAAUUACAACUUGUUUCUUGUUGCUGCCCAUGAAUUUGGCCAUUCCUUGGGGCUGGCUCAUUCCUCUGACCCUGGUGCCUUGAUGUAUCCCAACUACGCUUUCAGUGAGCCCAGCACCUACUCGCUCCCUCAAGAUGACAUCAGUGGCAUUCAGGCCAUCUAUGGACCUUCGAGCAACCCUGUGCAACCUACUGGACCAACCACACCCACAGCCUGUGACCCCAGACUGACAUUUGAUGCUAUCACUACACUCCGCGGAGAAAUACUUUUCUUUAAAGACAAGUACUUCUGGAGAAAGCAUCCUCACCUACGAAGAGUCGAACUCAAUUUCAUUUCUCUCUUCUGGCCAUCCCUGGUAAAUGGUAUACAGGCUGCUUAUGAGGAUUUUGACAAGGACCUAAUUUUCAUAUUCAAAGGCAAUCAGUACUGGGCUGUAAGUGGCUAUGAUAUUCAGCAAGGUUAUCCCAAGAAUAUAGCAAACUAUGGCUUCCCAAGCAGUGUCCAAGCAAUAGAUGCAGCUGUUUCCUACAGGGGAAAGACAUACUUCUUUGUAAACAACCAAUUCUGGAGAUAUGAUGACCAAAGUCAAUCCAUGGAACCAGGUUAUCCCAAAAGCAUAGCAAGUAGCUUUCAAGGAAUAGAAAGUAGAGUUGAUGCCGUUUUCCAGAAGAAUUCCUUCUUCCUUUUCUUCAGUGGACCAAGAUAUUAUGCAUUUGAUCUUAGUGCUCGUAGGAUUACUAGAGUUGAAAGAAGCAAUAGAUGGCUUAACUGUAGAUAA
Molecule: messenger RNA, 1407 nt
Organism: Lagenorhynchus albirostris (white-beaked dolphin)
Lineage: Eukaryota; Metazoa; Chordata; Mammalia; Artiodactyla; Delphinidae
Gene: MMP8
Product: matrix metallopeptidase 8
Exons: 10
Coding region: 1-1407 (468 amino acids)
Biological process (GO): proteolysis; extracellular matrix organization; collagen catabolic process
Cellular component (GO): extracellular matrix
Molecular function (GO): zinc ion binding; metalloendopeptidase activity
Source: RefSeq, a predicted model, not a curated record